Molecule: messenger RNA, 7112 nt
Organism: Oncorhynchus nerka (sockeye salmon)
Lineage: Eukaryota; Metazoa; Chordata; Actinopteri; Salmoniformes; Salmonidae
Product: unconventional myosin-X-like
Exons: 42
Coding region: 307-6945 (2212 amino acids)
Biological process (GO): axon extension
Cellular component (GO): cytoskeleton; myosin complex; axonal growth cone
Molecular function (GO): ATP binding; protein binding; cytoskeletal motor activity
Source: RefSeq, a predicted model, not a curated record
GAAUACACAGACACGGUAUACACGGGAUGCGGCUGCGCCCUAUCACAGACGGACGGGCUGUUGGUUUGUUUUGACGUCUUUUAAAUCCAGUUAACAACUGCUUUUUUUACUGGGACGUUAAUAGGAAUUCGUGGUUUACCUGGUCUUGAUUCCCGUUUUGAGAAGAAAGAGUGCGGAUGGAACUUCUCUCAUCUUGACGUCAGCUCGGGAGUGGAAGUCAUCUGGAAUUACAUAUUCCGCCUCAGCGCUACUGUGGUACCUGGAAUCUAAGAUUAGAAGAGUUUUGUGGAGGAUAAUUUAUUUUAAAUGGAUUCUUUCUUCGUAAAGGGGGCCCUUGUCUGGCUGCGGGACAAAGAUCAGCUCCUUCCUGCUACUGUCAGCUCCUGUUACCACGACGACGGAUCCCUGGUCCUCACCACCAACUAUGAGAAGGUGAUAUACCUGCAGCAGGGGGAGCUGAGCAGAGACAAGGUGUUUCCUAUGCACCCCACCAGUAUUAAUGGAGUAGAGGACAUGUCUACUCUGGCAGAACUACAUGAGGCUGCCAUCAUGUAUAACCUUUACCUGCGCUACCAGAAGGACUGCAUCUAUACCAACAUAGGGUCAAUCCUGGCAGCGGUGAACCCCUACAAGCAGAUCCCAGGUCUGUAUGACCCAGCAGCAGUAGACCUGUAUAGUAGACACCACCUGGGAGAGCUGCCCCUCAUAUCUUCGCUGUGGGCCAACAGAAACCGCUGUCUCUGGAAAAGACACGACAGCCAACCUGUUCUCAUCAGUGGAGAGUCAGGAGCAGGGAAGACAGAGAGUACCAAGCUGCUGCUCCAGUUCCUGUCUGUGAUGUCACAGAAGUCUGCCGGGACAGCCCCCUCUGAGAGGAGCACCCGCGUGGAACAGGCCAUCGUUCAGAGCAGCCCCAUCAUGGAGGCGUUUGGGAAUGCCAAGACGGUGUACAACAACAACUCUUCCCGCUUUGGGAAGUUUAUCCAGCUCCACUUCUCCCAGAGUGGGAACAUCCAGGGAGGCUGUAUCAUCGACUAUUUACUUGAAAAGAACCGUGUGGUGAGGCAGAACCCUGGAGAGAGGAACUAUCAUAUCUUCUAUGCUCUGCUGGCCGGGGCAGACAAGAACCACAGAGAGUUGUACUUCCUGUCUGAGGGCCCAGAGUCAUACCACUACCUGAGUCAGUCUGGCUGUGUGAAGGACAGGAGUCUAGAUGACCUGCAGCUCUAUGACAGUGUUAUGGAGGCUCUAAAGGUGAUGCAGUUCAGUGAGGAGGAGAUACGUGACGUCUUUAAGCUGCUGUCUGCUGUUCUCCUGAUGGGGAACAUAGAGUUCAUGACCGCAGGAGGAGCACAGAUCACCUCUAAAGGAGUGGUCAGUAAUGUCAGUGAUCUGCUGGGCCUGGACUCGUUCCAGCUGUCUGAGGUUCUGACCCAGAGGUCCAUGAUCCUGAGAGGAGAGGAGAUCUGUUCACCCCUUACUGUUGAACAGGCGGUGGACUCUCGGGACUCGGUUGCCAUGGCGUUGUACGCCCAGUCUUUCUCCUGGAUCAUCACACGGAUCAACCAGAAGGUCAGAGGGAAGGACAACUUCAAGUCCAUCGGCAUCCUCGACAUUUUCGGCUUCGAGAACUUUGAGGUGAACAGGUUUGAACAGUUCAACAUCAACUACGCCAACGAGAAGCUCCAGGAAUACUUCAACAAACACAUCUUCUCCCUGGAACAGCUGGAGUACAACAGAGAGGGGAUGCAGUGGGAAGCUAUAGACUGGAAGGAGAAUGCAGAGUGUCUGGACCUCAUAGAGAAGAAACUGGGCAUGUUGGCUCUGAUCAACGAGGAGAGUCGCUUCCCUAAAGGCACCGACUACACCCUGCUAGAGAAACUACACAGUAGACACGCUACCAACCAGUACUACAUGAAGCCCAGAGUGACUGAUCACCAGUUUGGCAUCAAGCAUUAUGCUGGAGAGGUUCUGUAUGACGUCAGAGGGAUCCUGCAGAAGAACAGAGACACCUUCAGAGAUGACAUCUUAAACAUGCUUAAAGACAGCAGGCUUGACUUCAUCUAUGACCUGUUUGAGCGUGUCGGGAGCAGGAACGGAGAGGAGACCCUGAAGAUGGGGACGGCCAGACGCAAACCCACCGUCAGCUCUCAGUUCAGGGACUCUCUCCAUUCCUUGAUGAACACUCUGAGUGCCUCCAACCCUUUCUUUGUGCGCUGCAUCAAACCCAACAUGAACAAGAACGCCAACAUGUUUGACCCAGAAGUGGUCCUGAACCAGCUGAGGUAUUCUGGGAUGUUGGAGACCGUGAAGAUCCGCAGGGCUGGGUUCCCUGUCCGCAGGACCUUCACAGACUUCUACAGCAGGUACAUGAUGAAAGACAACCUUCCGCCAGAUGACCCGAGAGGGAGGUGUACAGAGCUGCUGAUGUCAUACGACCCUGCCAAGAGAGACUGGCAGCUGGGGAAGACUAAGGUGUUCCUGAAGGAAGAGCUGGAACACCGGCUGGAGAAGGAGAGGGAAGAGGUGCGGAGACAGGCGGGCAUGGUGAUCCGGGCGCACAUACUCAGCUAUGUGGCAAGGAAGCACUAUAGGAGGGUCCUGACCAGCACCAUCACCAUCCAGAAGAACUACAGGGCUCACUUCUGGAGACGCGUGUUCCUGCGGCUCCGUGCUGCAGCUGUCCUUCUCCAGAAACACCAACGUGGUCGGCUGGCCCGAGGCCUCUAUCGACAGCUCUCUGAGGAGAAAAGGAGGAGGGAGGAGGAGGAGAGAAGGCAGAGGGAGGAGGAGGAGAGGAAGAGUAGGGAGGAGGAGAGCAGGAGGCAGGAAGAGGAGACGAGACGAGAGCAGGAGGAACGGAGGAGGAGGGAGGAAGAGGAGGAGGAGCGGAGGAGGAGAGAGGAAGAGGAGCGGAGAAGGAGAGAGGAAGAGGAGGAGAGACAAAGGGUGUUAGAGCUGGAGCAGUUGAGGAAGAAUGAGGAGAGACUGAGACUACAACAGGAGCAUGAAGCACUGAGUAGAAAAGAGGAGGAGCUUAGCAACGGACAGGAAGAGAAGAAAAACACUACAGCUAACAACAGCCAACCAACCAACAUACACUGGAACUCCCUGAGGAUGGAGUAUCUUGCUCCCCAUGAGGAGGUGUACCACAAGGAGGUGUCCCUGUCCCACUCCCUGCACCCUCACACCUCUGAGGAGGAGUCCCGUCAGAUGGAGGAGAUCCUUCGACUGGAGAAGGAGAUUGAGAGACUGCAGCGCCAGAAGGAGGACGGGGUGUCCAUGUUAGGGGACGGCCUUGGAGGGAACGGGGAGGAGCUCCGGCAGAGGAGGGACGCAGAGAUCUACCGGCUGGAGAAGGAGGCGUCUCGCGUGGCUACAGAGUUCCUGGAGCUCCUGGACUUUGGGGGUCUGGAACAGAGUCUGUCCAGCGAGGAGAAUCUCCACGACCCCUCAGAGAGCGCCGCUCCCCUGGCCCGGGCCGAGGAAGAGGUGGAUGAGGUGGAUGAGGGCUUCCAUGCUAAGGAGGAGUGUCCCGGUAGUGGUAUCCCCCUUCCUGACUUCCCUCUCCCUGCGGAGAUCCCUCUGGACCAGGAGCUCUUCUCUUCCCUCCCUCCUCCUCCUCCGGCCUUCGCUGAGGGACUAGUAGCACAGGCCCUGGCCCUCUCACAGGCCCCGUGUUGCCCCCCUGUUUACUACCCCCUCACCUCCUAUGGAUCUAGUGUCCCUACACACCACCCUGCUCCACCUCCUCUCCCUGCCCUCACCACCGGAGGAGGUAAAGCUUUGUGCCACCAACCCACCAGGAGAACAGAGGUGGCUCCAGACAUCAACAGAGUACCCAGAAGAUUCGAGGUUAUACCCAACAGACCCUGCGCCAGGGUAGACGUUAUGCCCACCACAGUCCCUGAGGCUGUGCCAGUGAGAAGAGGAGACGUGGCUCCCUCUAGGGUAGACUUUAUGCCCACUGGGCCUGUCCCAGGAGCCAGGGAGGAGAUCUCCUUUAGCAUCCUACCAGACACAGAGUCAGACUGUGACCAGGAGGAGUUUGAGGAGGUGCAGGGGAGUACAGGCUCGGGAGACGGAGCCAGUAUCACGGACGGACAUGCUACUGAUGAGGAGGUGCUGAGGAAAUCAUCCUGUACUCAGAACAGCCUGGACUCCUUCAGAGGCAGCUCAGACUCUUUUAUCGACAGUGACACAAGCACCGAUGGUUAUGUGGACACAGACGAGGAGGUCUCCAAUGGAAGGGUCAAUAUACUGAACGGCUCUGGGCCUCCAUACUUUCACAGCUACCUCUACAUGAAGGGUGGACUGAUGAUCCCGUGGCGACGGAGGUGGUGUGUAUUGAAGGACGAAACCUUCAUGUGGUUCAGGGCUAAGCAGGACAGUCUGAAGAGUGGCUGGCUGUAUAAGAAGGGAGGUGGCAUGUCCACUCUGUCCAGACGGAACUGGAAGCUGCGCUGGUUCGUACUGAGAGACGAUAAACUCAUGUACUUUGAGAGCGACAGCGAGGAGAAACUGAGGGGGACCAUCGACAUCCGCUCCGCCAAGGACAUAGUAGAUAACCAUGCUAAGGAGAAUUCUCUGAACAUUGUGACUGAAGAGAGAACCUACCACAUCUACGCAGAGACUCCUGAAGAUGCCAGUGGCUGGUUCAACGUGCUGAGUCGUGUCCAGAGUGCCAGUCCAGACCAGCUGAUGGAGAUACAUCAUGAGCAGGCCAACCCCAAGAACGCUGUGGGAACUGUGGAUGUUGGACUGAUCGACUCUGUGUGCGCGUCAGACAACCCUGACAGACCCAACUCGUUUGUCAUCAUCACUGCUAACCGUGUGAUCCACUGCAACACUGAGAUGCCUGAAGAGAUGCACCACUGGAUCGGCCUGCUGCAGAAGCCUAAAGGAGACGCCAGGAUAGACGGACAGGACUUCCUGGUCAGAGGUUGGCUUCACAAGGAGAUAAGGGCUAAGAGCACUAGUCUGAAGCUGAAGAAGAGAUGGUUUGUAUUGACCUCUAACUCUCUGGACUACUACAAGUCUUCAGAGCGCAGUGUGUCCAAGCUGGGGACCCUGGUCCUCAACAGUCUCUGCUCUGUGGUCCAGCCCGACGAGAAGGUCUUCAAGGACACCGGUUACUGGUGCAUUAUCGUCCACGGCCGUAAACACUCGUACCACCUCUACACCAAACUACUGAACGAGGCUAUGCGCUGGGCGUCGGCCAUACAGGGGGCUGUCGACAGCAAGGUUCCCAUAGAGACACCCACACAGCAACUCAUCAGGGACAUCAAGGAGAGCAGUAUGAACGUGGAGGCUGUAGAACAGACGUACUGGAGGAACCCUAUCCUCAGAUAUACCCAGCACCCCCUCCACUCCCCCCUGCUGCCCCUGCCUUACGGGGAGGUCAACAUCCACCUCCAAAAGGAGAAGGGCUAUGCCAGCCUGCAGGAUGAGGCAGUGAAGAUCUUCAACUCUCUACAGGAGAUGGAGGCUGUGUCUGAUCCGGUCCCGAUCAUCCAGGGCAUCCUCCAGACCUGCCACGACCUGCGGCUGCUCCGAGACGAGGUCUACUGUCAGCUCAUCAAGCAGACCAAUCAUGUGCCACAGCCCAACAGCUCGGCCAAUCGUGCCCACUGGCACCUCCUCACCUGUAUGAGCUGUACCUUCCUGCCCAGCCGGGGCAUCCUGCGUUACCUCAAGUUCCACCUCAAAAGGGUGAAGGAGCAGUUUCCUGGAACAGAGGUGGACAUGUUUGCCCAUUUCAUAGGUGAGUCUCUGAAGAGGACCAAGGUCAGGGACUUUGUACCGUCUCAGGAGGAGAUCGUAGCCUUACUGACCAGGCAGGAAAUGACUACUACGGUCUACUGCCACGGAGGAGGGUCCUGCAAGAUCUCCAUCAACUCACACACCACCGCUGGAGAGGUGGUGGAGAAGUUGAUCCGAGGCCUGGCCAUGGAGGACAGUAGAAACAUGUUUUCCCUGUUUCAACACAACAACACUACGGACCGAGCUGUGGAGAGUAGAGUCAUCGUGGCUGACGUACUCGCCAAGUUUGAGAGGCUGUCAGGCAGUGAGGAAGUAGAGGAGGAGGGACAGUGGAAGCUCUACUUCAAACUCUACUGUUUCCUGGAUGUCGAGAGCAUGCCCAAGGAAGGGGUGGAGUUCGCUUUCAUGUUCGAACAGGCUCAUGAGUCUCUGACCAGUGGUCACCUCCCGGCCCCAGAAGACACCCUGCAGCACCUGGCCGCUCUCAGGCUCCAGUUCCUCCACGGAGACAAGGCCCGGGUCAGCUGGUCUCUGGACACCGUCUACCCUGUAGGCAGGCUCCGCGCACGCAUCCUGCACUUCACCAAGGUGGGCGCGGCCGGCGGGACGGGGCCAGGGGGCCACACCCUGGAGCGGAGGCGGACCAGCUUCCUGGACGGGACCCUGCGCCGCAGCGGGCUGAAGACGGGCUCCAUGAAGAAACAGAAGAUGGAGGAGGAACAGAUGCUAGAGAUGUGGGUGAAGGAGGAGACGUCAGCCACCAGAACCUCCAUCUUAGAGAAAUGGUCCCGUCUCCAGGGAUUGGACCAGCACACAGCCAUGCUCAAAUACAUGAACAUCAUCAAGGAGUGGCCUGGAUAUGGGUCCACACUGUUCGACGUGGAGUGUAAAGAAGGAGGCUUUCCUCAUGACCUGUGGCUGAGUGUGAGUGCAGAGAACGUGUCGGUCUACAAGAGAGGAGAACCCAAACCUCUGGAGACGUUCCCCUACGAACACAUCAUCUUCUUCGGAUCUCCCCAGGCCACGACUUAUAAAAUCACAGUGGACGACAGAGAGAUGUUCUUUGAGACACCUCUGGUUGGAGAGAUCACCAAGAUCAUGAAAGCCUACAUCAACAUGAUAGUGAAGAAGAGAUGCAGUGUCAGAUCUGUGUCCAGCUACGGAACCAACUGGAUCAGGUGAUUAGGGACAGGACAGGACACAGCCCAGCUUGCUUCCCACCGCCCCAGGCUAACAGGACAGGACACAGCCCAGCUUGCUUCCCACCGCCCCAGGCUAACAGGACAGGACACAGACCAGUUGACCUCCCACCGCCCCAGGCUAACAGGACAGGACACAGACCAGUUGAC